UCAAAAGCCCAACUCUUGAGCGCCAAAGGUAUGGGUAAUGGGUUCUUCAAAAGGCUCAUAGAAGAGAGAGAAAGAGAAACACUCUGCGUUCAAUAUCUCUCUGAUCGUCUCUUUCUCUCUCUCUCUCUCUCAAAACCCUAGAAGACGAUCAUGAAGAGCAAGAAGCCAUUGCAGCAACUCAAGCUCUCAGUGCUCGGUCAAGAAACCAUAAUCACCAACUUCUUGACUGUGAGUGGCACAUUUCAUGAUGGCGAUUUGCUUUUGAACAUGAAAGGUUUGCGGCCUGUUACUGAAGAAAGCGAAUCUCGCCCUUCAGAAAGUAAUGAACUUGAUCUCCUGUUUUCACUAGAAGACCUUGAGACCAUCAAAGUCGUUAGGAAAGGAAGUGGUGGAGUAGUUCAGCUUGUUCGCCAUAAAUGGGUUGGAACAUUAUUUACCUUAAAGAUUUCAGUAAGAUCUUCAAAUUUAAAUUUGUUCACUUAGGAGGCAAUGAAGUCAAUACCAGGUGUAUGUAACACUCCCGGUUUCCCUUUCAUCAGAGGUGGAAGAAUGAGAAUUAUGAGUCUUCAUUAUUCUUUGUUAUGCCGAAGUUCUGGUCAGUAUUUUAAAGCAAAUUAUCAGUAAGAAAUGUGGCCUUGGAUGUUUUGCAUACGGUCUUAAUGGUGGCCUAAUGAGAGUCUUUUCCUUUAUGCACACCAAAUUUGAUUAUUUGGAUUUUGAUGCAUUAGCAGCUCCACAUUUUGUGUUGUGUUCGAUAUUUUCUGCUUGUGUAUUGCAGAUCAAUCAAAUUCUAGAAAUUUUCCUACAAAGGCAUGUAUAGAAUAGCCCGAUUUUUUAUUAUCAACAUAUGCACUUUGGUGCCCUACAUGUUGGCAAGAUUUAUUCUCCAAAUUGAUAAGAUUUUCUCUGGUUUUUAAUCUUAUUUUUGUGUUGUGUUACAUGUGUUCUUCUUUGAAUGAUGCCAUCUUAUCGCUUAAAUUUUUUGUCAUCUUAUCAGUCAUGAGGGCUCUCUACAACAAUCUUAAAAUGUAUCUAGAGAUAUCAAACAGAUGCUGAAGGAGCUUGGAAGUGAGAAAGGCAAAGAAAUUACAUUGCAUGGGGGAGGUGGAAACAAGAAGAAAAGAUAUGUUAUGGUUGAGAAACACCCCAAGAAGAAAGGAUACAUUCAGCUGAACUGUGAUAUAACUCCCAGGGCAUAUGAGAACUUCAUCACACUUUAUAAGCGUGGCUAUUACAAUGUAGUAGCUUUUCAUAUAAACAUAAUGUAUUGUGACAAAUAGUUUUAUGUCUGUCAAUUUAU
Camellia sinensis is the source of this 1300-nucleotide messenger RNA. The record is from RefSeq and is a predicted model, not a curated record. Lineage: Eukaryota; Viridiplantae; Streptophyta; Magnoliopsida; Ericales; Theaceae.